Molecule: messenger RNA, 4563 nt
Organism: Oncorhynchus gorbuscha (pink salmon)
Lineage: Eukaryota; Metazoa; Chordata; Actinopteri; Salmoniformes; Salmonidae
Product: zinc finger protein 37-like
Exons: 2
Coding region: 437-2527 (696 amino acids)
Biological process (GO): regulation of transcription by RNA polymerase II
Molecular function (GO): RNA polymerase II cis-regulatory region sequence-specific DNA binding; DNA-binding transcription factor activity
Source: RefSeq, a predicted model, not a curated record
GUUAAGCGAGAGAGAGUUCACAAAAAAAGUAGCAUGUCAUCACGCACUGAUUUUUUUCGGCACUAAAUCCGUUUGGUGGAAACACCACUAGUGGGAAAACCUGUCGCUAGUUGGAUGGAAACCUAGAUACAGUGUCGUGACAUUUUGUUACUUCGAAUGAGGGCUCGUGUCUAUAAAUGUUUUGUUUUCUGUGAAAAAUUGACCAACAUUAAUUUGCUCUUGCGCUUAAAGCCCUCUGUUGGUAGGGUUUCGGUACCGCAAGAUCGUCACUCUUUGUAUACCACGUGACUAAAUGCAGAGUAGGUCGUCCACGGAGUUUCAAUCUUUGGUUCGUCACUCUGGCCGCCCUUGUGGUUUCACUUCCGCCAUCUUUGUUUGAGCAGGGCUACGGAGUGAGCAGAAAAGCAUAAACGUAUUCACUUUAAUUUCCCUCAAAAUGUCCAAACUACAGUUGUUGAACGUGUUUCUCUCACAGCGCUUGACGGAGGCAACUGUUGAGAUAUUUGGAGCAGUGGAAAAAACAAUAACCGAGUUCCAGGAAGAAAUUGCCAGUUCAAAGGAGGAGAUCGAACGUCUACAGAGGCUUCUGGAUUUGGCUUUGAAACCCGACUUAAAGUUACAUAAAUCAGAUGCCAGGCAAUUUACUCUCCCUGUCCCAGAGGAGGUUCCCCCUGAGAAGCGGCACUGUGAGCAUGAGUGGAGCCCCAGUCUAGGCCAGGAGGAGCCAGAGCCCACACACAUUGAAGGGGAAGAGGAGGUCAGGACCAGUCAGGAGGAGCAGCAGUAUCAAGGACUAGAGCCCGACAUAGAGUUCAUAUUUACUCCUCCCUGUGUGGAAAGUGACUAUGAUCAGGACCCACCCCAGCCUUCACCGACCACCAACACAACUGAAGAGAUGGACGCCGAACCGGAGGGGGAGAGAAAUGGGGCAUCAUUAACAACCAGUGACUUCCAGUCCCUCUCUGUAGAAAAUCCAGGAUCCCCUGCAGCUCAGAACAACACCAGUGGAAGUGUUGAUGUAGUGGCGAGUGGAGGACUACUGUCAGCAUUGGGGUUAAUACGGACAACCAGUAUGCAAGCAAGUGUUGGAGGCCGUAGAACCAAAAAAUUACCCCACAAGAAAGUACAAAGCUCCCAUGCCAGUGCAGUAAGCAGGAAGACUACCAAGUUACCCCUCAAGACAGUGCAAAGCCAAGAUACCAUUGAUGGAGGCAAGAAGACAACCAAGUUGCCCCUGAAGGCAGUGCAAAGCCCAGAUACCAGUGUAGUAGGCAGGAAGACGACCAAGUUACCCCUCAAGACAGUGCAAAGCCCAGAUACCAGUGUAGUAGGCAGGAAGACUACCAAGUUGCCCCUAAAGACUGUGCAAAGCCCUGAUACCAGUGCAGUAGGCAGGAAGACUACCAAGUUACCCCUCAAGACAGUGCAAAGCCCCAAUACCAGUGAUGGAGGCAGGAAGACUACCAAGUCACCCCUCAAGACAGUGCAAAGCCCCAAUACCAGUGCAGUAGGCAGGAGAACUUCAAAGUCAUCACGUAUAAGAGGAGAGGAGACUGGAGGACUACGGUCAGCACUGGGGUUAGUUCGGACAUUGAGAGCACGGGUCAAGAAAGAACAAAACUCUCCUGCCAGUGUUGAAGCGAGGAAAACUAAAAAGUUACCCCACAAGAAAAGACAAAGUUAUCUUACCAGUGGUGGAGUCAGGAAAAUCUCCAAGUUACCCAAGGUAACAUCAGCCAAUAAAAACCAUACGGCUCCUCAUUGUUGCAAGAUGUGUGGGAAGUCUUUUGUUUUCAUGACUUAUCUUGUUAGUCAUGUGCAAAAAAUUCAUUUAAAGGAUAAAUACCAUCUUUGUGGGGUUUGUGGGAAAGAUUUUAGGUCCACAGAUAGUAUGGUGAAGCAUCUGCAAACCCACAUGGGAGUGAAGCAUUUCUGCCACGCCUGUGCUAAAGUCUUCACUUGUAGUUCAAAUCUGAAAGUGCAUAUGAGGAUCCAUACAGGGGAGAAGCCAUUUCAGUGCAAACACUGUGGGAAAGGCUUCACUGUGAGAAAAUCCCUGGAAGACCAUGAGAAGACUCACACAGGGGAGAGGCCAUUUAAGUGCACUUCAUGUGGAAAAUGUUUCUCAUCAACGACUCAUCUAAGUCGCCACCAGGAAAUUCACACAGGAGAGAAACCCUAUCAGUGCAACGAUUGCGGGAAAAGCUUCAGUCGGAAGGAAAAACUGGCAGAACAUAUGAGGACCCAUACAGGGGAGAAACCAUAUCCCUGCCCUGAAUGUGGCAAAUGCUUUGGUCUGAAGGGAAAUCUGACCACCCAUAUGAUAAGACACACAGGGGAGAAACCAUGCAGGUGCGAAGAAUGUGGCAAAUGUUUCUCUUUGAAUGCAGACCUGAAAAUUCAUAUGAGGACACACACGGGGGAGAAAAGAUAUAAGUGCAAUGUUUGUGACAAAUCCUUCACUCAGAAGGCGUACUUGGCUAGCCACAUUAUGAAACACACGGCAGAGAAACAACCGGUUCAGUGACUGUGGUAAAUUAUUCAAUCAAAUGGGAGUCGUGAGAGAACGAGAAGAGCACUUAGAGUAAAAACUCCUCUGUUCAUUGUGAAUUUAUUUUUGUCUUUUUCUGGUGUGAAACAUUGACAAUACACCACCACAGUUCAAAAAGUUGAAAGUGACCUGUGUGGGGAAAAUGUGAGGUUAGAGGGGAAAAUGUGAGGUUAGAACCUAGUUUGAGAGCACAUUGUACUCUAUAUACCAUUAGGAACCUUAGAGGACGACUUGGUAGAAUCAAUUUAGGGUAUGCAUGAAUAAACAUGCAGAAAAUUGUUGACAAGUUUGUAGUUUGAGUGGAUUUUAAGGCAGAAGCAACAGUCCCAGCUAAUUUAUCAAAUGUCACAAUUUAGUCAUUCUCUUCUAUUAGCAAAACUUAUUUUGUUUGAUUAAAGGGUUAGUUCAACCAAAUUACAUUAGUUUCCUUACCCUGUAAGUAGUCUAUGGACAAGGUAUAAUGGCAAUCCACGUUUUGGUUUAGUUUCCUUGGCACUGUUUUCACAUGCUAACGUUUUAGCAUUUGUGGCACAAAUCCCAUUAGUCAUGGGACUGAUUUAUUUGUGACUGAGGAUCACAAUCCAUUUCAGAUACUUUCGGAUGAUUUGGACAUGAUGCGUGAAAAAUGCUAAUAUCGGUAGCAUGACUUGAAUGGGAUUUGCGCCACAAACACUAAAACGUUAGCAUGUGGAAAAGGUCAUACGUCCAUAGACUGCUUACAGGGUAAGGAAACCAAUUUGGGUGAACUAUCCCUUUAAGGCUAAUGCGUUUGAUAUUAAUGCAUCUAUAUCACAGGAGGUUGGUGGCACCUUAAUUGGGGAAGACGGGCUUAUGGUAAUGGCUGUAGCAGAAUCGGUGGAAUGGUAUCAAAUAUAGGGUUUCCACGUGCUUCACACCAUUCCAGUCACUCCGUUCUAGCCAUUAUUUUGAGCUGUCCUCCACUCAGUGCUGAUCUAUGUAAUACUAUAUCAUCGGUAUCGGCUUGAUUUCAUCUUAUGAAAGUAUUUGUUGCAGCAAUAACAAAGAAUUGUGUACAUGUUUUGUCAUUUAUUGUAAUGGACUUCCUUAGCUUGACACCCAAAUUAAAUGUGUAGCUUUUUGUUUGACCUAACAUCAUUUUGUGUGAAACCUAUGAAUAUUUGUCCAUUACGUUUACCAUUCAUUAAAAAUGUAAAUUUUUGUUCUUGAAAUAGCCUACUCCUUGAGUUUGCAACCUUUGCGCACACACAACAUCCAUAGAUAUCAUCGAUCAGAAUCACCUUUAUUCCCCAAAUACAUUUGCAUUUGAAAGGAAUUUGACUUGGUGAAAUAGUGCUGCCACAGUAAACAGACGAUGAUAAACAGACAGCAUAAUAGAAGCAGAGUUUACACAAAUCCACAUAUGAUAUGCACUCCAAUUGAACAACUACAGGCUACAUUAAACACUAAUUGUACAAAACAUUAGGAACACCUUAAUAAUGUUGCAUCCCCUUUUGCCCUAAGAACAGCCUCAAUUUGUUGGAGCAUGGACUACGAGGUGUAGAAAGCAUUCCACAAGGAUGCUGGCCCAUGUUGACUCCAAUGCUUCUCACAGUUGUGUCAAGUUGGAUGACUGUCCUUUGGGUGGUGGGCCAUUCUUGAUACAUACCAGAAACGGUUGAGUUUGAAAAAAACCAGCAGCGUUGCAGUUCUUGGCACACCCUGUGCAAAAGCACCGAAAGGGGUUGCGUUAAAUGCGGACGGCAUAUUUCAGUUGUUCAACUGACUUGAUAUCCCCCUUUCCUCAAUAGUUUGUCUUGCCCAUUCACCCUCUGAAUGGCCCACACACUAUCCAUGUCUCAAGGCUUAAAAAUACUUUAACCGGUCUCCCAUCAUUUAUAUUGAUUGAGGUAGAUUUAACGGGUGACAUCAAUAAGGGAUCAUAGUUUUCACCUGGUCAGUCUGUCGUGGAAAGAGGAUGUGUUCCUAAUGUUUUGUACACAGUGUACACUAUGUAUGUAAAGAUGUAUGAAUAAAAAAAUAACUUACAGGAU